Messenger RNA from Papilio machaon (common yellow swallowtail), 1364 nucleotides. RefSeq names its product delta-like protein 1. The transcript is spliced from 6 exons. Gene Ontology annotation, biological process: cell communication; motor neuron axon guidance. The coding region runs from base 128 to 1168 and encodes 346 amino acids. The record is from RefSeq and is a predicted model, not a curated record. Gene Ontology annotation, cellular component: membrane. Lineage: Eukaryota; Metazoa; Arthropoda; Insecta; Lepidoptera; Papilionidae.
AUAACACAACAUAACAGUACCGGGCGAGCCGGCGCGCGCGCAUCAUUGCAUUCACCGUUAACGAGAUCAUCCGUUAUUGCAAAUCUUAUUCACUUUGCUCUUUACCUUGAUAUUAAAUGGAUUGAAGAUGAAAUAUUUAAUUAUAUUAUUUGUUCUCUGUUGCGUUAUACCGAUCGUUGUUCCAGCAAAAUAUUUACCUAAAUGGAAAAAACAGAAGCCAUUCCGUCAGGCGUGCGAGUUGCCCGCUGUGCAGAGCGAACACAGCCACUACGUAUGCGAUGACAACGGCGAGCCCAAGUGCCUACCCGGCUGGCAGGGGGAUCUCUGCGACGUACCCAUCUGUAAGAAGGGAUGUGAUCCUUUACAAGGUUAUUGCAACCGUCCGGGUGAGUGUCGCUGCAAAAUGGGCUUCUACGGCGAGCGCUGCAACAAGUGCAUCCCUAUGCCGGGUUGCCAGCAUGGUUACUGCAACGUCUCCUUCGAGUGCCAGUGUCGCCCCGGCUGGGACGGGAUAUUCUGUACUGAACCAAUUUGUCGUUCUGACUGUCACGCAACGCGCGGCUACUGCGAGGCACCGGGCGAGUGUCGCUGUCGGCUGGGAUGGUCGGGACCUACCUGUCGCGCCUGCCAGCCGCUGCCUGGCUGCCAGCACGGCUACUGCGACAAGCCUUUAGAGUGCAAGUGCCUGCCCGGAUACACUGGCCUACUGUGUCAGACAGCGAUCUGCGCGCCUGGUUGCCAUGGGGAACGCGGCUACUGCCGACGGCCGGGCGAGUGCCGCUGCAAGGUGGGCUGGACGGGCAAGAACUGCGCGCAAUGCCACCCCUACCCCGGCUGUGUGCACGGCACCUGCAACCGCCCCUGGGAAUGUAUCUGCAAGGAGGGUUGGGGAGGCAUGCUGUGUGAUGAAGAACUAAAUUACUGCGAGAAGAAUCCUGACACAUGCAAGAAUGGUGGAAAAUGUCAAUCAUUGGAGGCAAACGAUGGUAACUUCAGAUGCAACUGUCCGUCAGGAGUCAGUGGCAAGUUCUGUGAGAACUUACCGGCUAACAUGACCACACCGGCAGCAGAGAACAGCACAGAAGGAAGCGAUAUUGAUGAAGUCACUCCAAUAGAAAUAGAAGUAUCAACUAAAGAACCUGAUAAUCUUGAUAAUGAGACUGAAUAAGAAUAUAUAGAAAAUCUUUAAAGAACUCAUAGAAACUAUCAUAAUGUGGGCUUCUACUGUCGAAAAUUUUGUAUAAAAUACUAUUUUCAUUUCUACCAAUCUCUUUGAAGAUGAUAGAGACAAGAAUACGUUUUAAUAUAAGUGUAAAGACAGUAGAAUUUCACGGUUAUGUGAACUAUAGAGUUUGUAAAUUCAU